CCUGCCCAGUAUAACAGCAGCCAUUUCUUGUUGGCAUUCCGGUCAUUUCCUGUGGGACUGAAGGGCUGUUGCAGGGAGAGCCCAGAGGGGUGCAGUACAACAACGCGGUGUUGCUAUGGAGAAACAAGCCUCUGGUUGCCGUGGGCAACGAGACAGACAAGGAGCCCACAGAGUGGACUCCACUGGUCAUACAUUUCAGCUGUUUUGCUGCAGUCCCCAGUGUCCCAAGCCUUCCUGUGGAGCAGCCCACUCUGCAGGGGCCGGGGCCUCUCCCAAGGGCCAGGACCGGCCCACUGGUCUCACUGCAGCUGUUUGUUACAGAGGGCUAUGAGCAGAGGCAGACCGGUCCUUGUGCCAUCACUGCUGACAACCGUGUCUAUGUGGAGCUUUCCGCCAAGGGGGCCCUCGGUGGGGGUGUGGAGGUGCGGUCCUGCAUGGUGUCUCCCCUAUCAGACCCCCGUCUGUCCCCUGGCUGGUCAGUCAUUAGAGACGGCUGCUCCGCUGACUCCUCACUGACACUCAGCAACAUGACACAUGGCCAAGAGGAUGAGAAGGAAGAGGAGGAUGAUGAGGAAUAUUAUGAAGAGGAAGAGGAGGUACCUAGUGGCCUGUCGUUCAGGCAUCCAGGAAGGGCUUGGAGGAACAAAGUAGGAUUGAGAAAAAGAGAACACGGUGGGAAGAGGGGACGAGGAGGACGAGCCAAAAGGAAGGAGAGCGAUGGAGGAGAGGAGGACCAGAUACACAGACUGAGGUUCAGUUUUGUCCUUCGGCCCAUCUACAACAACUCUGUCCAGUUUCUGCACUGUCGCAUCCGUCUGUGUGGCCCUGAGUCAGUGACCCAGGGGCCUCCAACGGCCAUAAUACAGAGUGGCUGUCCAAAUCCCUGGGGCCUCCGUAUCCCUGCCCUCGUAUCUAGACUAUCCAGCCAACAGUGUGAGUACAGAAACUUCUCCAGACCCAUGCUGGUCUAUCAGCCUGUUGGUGUGGCCAGACAGCUGGCGCCACCUGCUGGUCAGAGAGGUCAAAUGCCCAGUGUGUCUCAGCUGCCCAAGCCUAUCCCAGCCCACAGCAGCUCUGGGGUAGACACAGGCUCAGUGUUGGGGAUUGUGUUUGUUGCUUUCCUUAUGGGCAUCAGCCUGAUGGGGGCGCUGUGGUGCAUCUACUCUCACACAGGGGCUCCUCCACCAACCAGAAGAGGGGGCCUGAUCGAGAAUACUAACCCUGCCUUAUUAGACUCUUCCAACAGCUCUGUGUAGAGUGUUUCCUCUGGUAAAUCUGAGACCGAGGGUAAAGUGGGACAGAAGAUGAAACACCUGGUGUGUGUCUGUGAGUGUGUCAGACCUGGGUUCAAAUACAUGCAUAUUUAAGGGGGGGGGGGGCGGUGCAACUCAAUAUUAGGAAGGUGUCCAUAAUGUUUUGUAUACUUGGUGUACACUUUUUGAAGCAAUGAGAUGUGUAAAGGUCUGAAAGACUGAGACUACAUGAAUGUCUACAGGUACAUGGCCUCAGCAACUCCUCAAAGUGUUGGACGAAAUACUAGUCAGUGCAUUUGAUCCAUUAUACUGUAUCUACAAUGUCAUAACCUGGGCUCAUAGAAUGGAAUGGUGUGAUUACUGGCUAUAGGAUGGGCAUAUAUCUGAACCUAGCCUAGUCUAAUGUUACAACAGAAACAAGCACUACAGAGUUUAAAGAGGAGGAACACAUGAAGUCAAAAGAAUAUGUGUGAGGGGAAUUGCCAUUAUACAGAUCCUUAUUGUAUAUAUCUAUGUUGUAAUUGUGACCCUUUGUUUGAUAUUAUCUGUGCUGUUUCUAUUUAAAUUAAAUAUCUGUGACUGAG
Molecule: messenger RNA, 1837 nt
Organism: Salvelinus sp. IW2-2015
Lineage: Eukaryota; Metazoa; Chordata; Actinopteri; Salmoniformes; Salmonidae
Product: transforming growth factor-beta receptor type 3-like protein
Biological process (GO): cell migration; transforming growth factor beta receptor signaling pathway; regulation of transforming growth factor beta receptor signaling pathway
Cellular component (GO): cell surface
Molecular function (GO): glycosaminoglycan binding; type II transforming growth factor beta receptor binding; transforming growth factor beta receptor activity
Source: RefSeq, a predicted model, not a curated record